UAGAACCUGACGGAGCGAGAUAUCCAAAGGUGGAGUGUUUCGCACGUGUGUGAAACCCCAAUACGCUCCAUUGACAGAUACAUCGAGGCUUGAUAAUCUUAUCCUGAUCCAAAUGCCACUCGAUAUGCUACUGUAUGCCUGCACUGACAGCACGUGAGCAAGAGGUCAACACAUCUGGCCCUAAGCGACCGCUGUUAACACUUCUAGGGCAGAAACUUGUGUUGUUUUGAUAUCUUGGAUUAUACUACGUACCAACUGGCGGUAGGGGUGUAUGGUGACGAUGACGUCCCGGGAUCCUUUUCACACGACCGACCGGACUGUUAGAAAACCUCCUAGACAAACAUUACAGGCCUAACAGAAUUGUCUGCACUAAGGGCUACUCAGAGUGAUAGCAACGACAUGUGAAGUCGCCUGAAGGGAAGAGAAAGACCCUUGGAGAACCAGCCCAUCGCGAUUCUUGAGUACUAACCAGCAAAGACUUCGGUACAGCUUUACCAUGAUACCAGGAUUUGCCAUGGAGUGGAAACAAAUGAUUGUGUUUCUUCUGGUCAUGUGGUGUAUAACCGGCACCACAUGUGGGACAAGGUCUGCCCAUGAUGUUUUAGCACACGCUAGCAAUGAUGGACAUAUAUCACAUAGACAACAGAUACUCCAUAAUAUAACAAAUGGAUAUGACCCUCGCAUUCCACCUGGGUACGAAACCAACACGCCUAUCACGAGUUUUGUACAGCUCUAUAUCCUGUCUAUUGACUCUGUCAGUGAUUCUACCAUGGAUUUCGGUAUGAGUAUGUUCAUCAGACAGAAAUGGAACGAUGAGAGGUUACGAUACACUGCCUUUGGAGGUCUCCAACACCUUGAGCUGGACACCAAGAUGAUAGGGGACAUCUGGGUACCAGAUCUGUACAUCGUCAACGAGAAGAAGGCGUCAUUCCAUACCGUUACUGUUCCUAAUAAAUUGAUGCACAUCUAUCCUAAUGGAGAUGUAUUCUACAGUAUGAGAGUUUCUGGCCGAUUUGCCUGCAAUAUGCAUCUGCAUAAGUAUCCUCUUGACGAACAAAGAUGCUCCUUGAGACUUGAAAGCUAUGGCUACAGUGUGGAGACGUUACUGUUACGUUGGAAUGAUGUACCGGUUGAAAAGUCACCAAAACUGUCCCUUCCACAGUUCGAAAUGGGCAAUAUAACAGACCAUAUCUGUGACGUAACAUAUGCAGGAGUGAAUUACACCUGCAUAACAAUGUCCAUGAAGUUAUCAAGGAAUUAUGGGUACUACAUGAUCCAGGUGUUUAUCCCGAGUGUUCUCAUUGUCUUCCUGUCCUGGGUCUCCUUCUGGCUUAACAUAGAGGCUGUGCCUGCCAGAAUUUCUCUAGGACUUUUAACAGUGCUCACCAUGACGACACAGAGCUCUGGUGCUCGUGCAACGUUACCACGUGUGUCGUAUGUGAAGGCUAUCGAUGUAUGGAUGUCGAUGUGCCUCAUUUUUGUGUUUGCUGCCUUAAUCGAGUUUGCUUACGUCAACGUGCUGGCCAGGGUGGAACAAAGGAGGCGACAAACAAUUAAGAGCAGGGUUCCAACAGCAGACGAGGAAAACGGCAAAUCGGAGGAAGGGACGGCAACACCACAGAGAACUGGGAAAUUCUUCAAGGAUGCUCAACGAAGGGAACGUGCAAGGAAUGUCGACAAAUUAUCAAGAAUUAUUUUUCCUCUGAUAUUUGGAAUAUUUAACUUAUGCUUUUGGACAGUUUAUAUAUUCUGGCAGCCUCAGGAAGUUAAAGAUGCAGAAGCAGAGGUAAUAGUAGACGGUUGAAUAUAUAUUUGUAUAUAUCCCGUGGCUACCUAUUUAACUCGAUUGGUCAUCAUUAAUGUACUACGCCAGAAUGUUUUUUACCUUAUUGUUCUACGACUGGUCUUUACAGCACUGGUCAUUAUUCCAAUGGUCAUUAUGCCACUUAUUAUUAUACCACUGGUCAAUAUACCACUGGUCAAUAUACCACAGGUAUCUUUUCCACUGGUCAUUAAACCACUGGUCAUUUAUAUCACUGGUCAUUUUACCACUGGUCAUUAAAUCAGUGGUUAUUAUACCAAUGUCCAUUAUACUACUUCUCAUUAUACAAAUGGUUAUUAUACAAAUAGUCAUUAUACCAAAGUUCAUUAUGGGUAUGGUUAGUAUACAUGUACCAAUGACUACUAUACUACUGGUCAGUAUACCACUGGUCUUUAUCCGACCGGUCACUAUACCAAUGGUUAUUAUAACACUGGUCAGUAUACCACUGAACAUUAUACAAUUGGUCAUUAUAUCACUCGUAAUUUUACAAGAGGUAAUUAUAUCACUUGGUCAUUAUAAUAUUUGUCAGUUUACCGAUGAUCAGUUUACGAUUGGUCUUACCUAUAUUUAUUUGUGAAAUGAAUUUAUUUCUUUUAUGAUAUAAUUAUUUUAUUGGAUAUGUCAUACUUAAUCUGCUCCCUGUUACAUGUUUAUGUUACAAUAAAACAUAAAAAUCUUCACUAUAGAGGUAAGUAAAUAUAAUAAUAAACAGCUAUGCAUGUUCUGUUUCAUAUGUAUACUCCCUAUAUAACCAGCAUAGAUGUGGCACUGUAUUUAACUAUAUUCGGUUUAAGGUAUAUACUGAUGUAUUUAUCACGGCAUCACUCCUUUUAAUUACAUUUUUACAAAUGUGUGUAGAAGUGAACACAAUCGUUACCUGUUUGGCAACACAACGUUAUCUAUGCAGGUAAUAAAUCCUAUUUUAUACACAUUCAAUCCCCCCUUUUCAGGAUUAAUGAAUUGUUUAAUAGCACUGCAAACUGCUAACUUAAAUUUUCCGGUUUUGGUGCCAUAUUGUGUAUGAAGUGCGUGUGAAGGUGUGUUUGCGCGCGCGUUAGAAAAUUACUGCAUGUAACGAAGUUUGUAUUAGACAUGGAAAUGUAAAAAUUCCUUAUUAUAUUUGCUCGAAUCAUCUCCAUUUUUCCUUUUUGAAUAAUAUGCACAUAUUCUGCAACGAUCAUAUUGAAGUUCAACAUAUCCUUUGAUUUUGUAAGACAAAGCACUGCCAUGUGUAAGUCGCCGGAAUAAGUACUUAUCACUGAGUAUGAGCCCGCUAGAUAUGUUUCACUAAUCAAAGAUAGGGUUUAUUGUCCAUUUUGAUUAACUCCCUUUAAUAAAACCUCGACUUACAUUUGAUAAGAUUACAUAACAAAUGUAUCAUUGUUCGCCAAAAUGACUGAAGAAGAUCAAACUUUAAUACUGUCUAUUACAUGCUCAUUAUUGCUGCUAACAAUUGACUCUUGUUUCGUUUGGGAUGCUGAACUAAUCAAUCAAAAUUAACGUGUUUUUUUAAUCCAACUAUUACGAAUAAAUUUUCUUACCUAAUAUCAAA
Molecule: messenger RNA, 3374 nt
Organism: Pecten maximus
Lineage: Eukaryota; Metazoa; Mollusca; Bivalvia; Pectinida; Pectinidae
Product: glycine receptor subunit alpha-3-like
Exons: 12
Coding region: 497-1804 (435 amino acids)
Biological process (GO): chemical synaptic transmission; nervous system process; signal transduction
Cellular component (GO): neuron projection; synapse; membrane
Molecular function (GO): transmembrane signaling receptor activity; extracellular ligand-gated monoatomic ion channel activity; chloride channel activity
Source: RefSeq, a predicted model, not a curated record